ACAAAUUUUGACGGCAUGAAUUUUAAUUUGAAAUACAAACAAACUUUCUCUCUUCUCUUUGCAGAACUGUGCGAUGCUGCUGCGAAAAUUCAGGCAGCCUUCCGUGGCCAUUUGACACGCAAAGUCGUGACCAAAGACGCGCCUGACGAUGUCGACAUACAGGAGAUCACCAAGAAGGUGGCUGAAGAAUUGGACAUUGAUCUAAGCGAUCCGGAAUUGAAUAAGGCGGCCACUAAAAUUCAAGCCUCCUUCCGGGGCCACAAAAUUCGCAAGGACAUAGGAACAGCUGAAUAAGAGAAUUUUUUGCCUACUAUCUGCACACAAAAACAACAAUGUUGAAGAAGGAAAACAAACUUAAAAAAAAAAAAAAAACCAAACACAGAGAGGGAGCAUAAAGCGGAAAUAAUAAAA
This is a messenger RNA of Anastrepha ludens (Mexican fruit fly), 411 nucleotides long. RefSeq lists its product as uncharacterized. The record is from RefSeq and is a predicted model, not a curated record. NCBI's taxonomy places the organism in Eukaryota, Metazoa, Arthropoda, Insecta, Diptera, Tephritidae. The transcript has a single exon. The coding region runs from base 16 to 294 and encodes 92 amino acids. Gene Ontology annotation, molecular function: calmodulin binding.